UUGUCUGUGAAGUGUGAAGCCAGUUGAGAAGAACCAUAUAGUACAGAGAACAGGUUAGGGAGGACUAAUUGACUAUGCAUUUUUGAGAACCAAGAACUGGCCUUUUCUGCUUGUCUUCUUGUAUAUUCUCAGAGUAUGGCUUUGUUGCCCCCAUCCCUUGUUCUCAUUUAGCUCAGGUCAGGACUCAAAGAGGGCCAAGAAGUUCGAGUUUUCCAAGAUAAGUUGCCAUAAAGAAUCUUGAUUAGAAGUGGGAUUUUGGUCUUUUUUUAUUUGGGGUAUGGAUGUCUCUUGUGAUCUUGAAGUAGAUGUCAAUGGAGAAGAGGUUUUCAUGGUGGAUAAGAAAGUUGUGUCCUUUUAUUCAGGAAGAAUAAACAAAUUGUUCAGUAAAUCAAAAGGUCUAUCAAGAACUCUGAAGGUGAUAUUCAAUGACUUUCCCGGAGGAGCUGAGAGUUUUGAGCUCAUGACAAGGUUCUGCUACAAUAAGGGCAAGAUUGAUAUCAGUCCUGUGAAUGUUUCUACGUUAUACUGCGUUGCACAUUUCAUGGAAAUGAAAGGGUCCGAUUCUGGAAAUCCAAAUCUACUUGAGCAAACAGAGAAGUCACUGGAAGAAGUUAGAUACUGGACAUGGUCUGAGCUGUUGUUAGCUGUAAGGCAAUGUCAAGAUCUACAACCUGUUGCAACCACUUCUGGAGUACUAAAGAAGUACAUGGAUUCUCUCAGCGGAAGGAUUGCUUGCUCCGGGGCUGAAUUAAGUCCAUGUCCAUCCACUUCUUCUCCAGAAAGCUCUGGAUUUAGGUUAUCUUGUGACACAAGAAGUACUGAGAGCUUGAAAAACAGCUCAUUUAAAGGAACAUGGUGGUUUGAAGAUUUUGUUGCUUUAGACCCCUCUUUGAUUGAGAUGCUAGUUAAGUCGAUGUUAUCCAAAAAUGUUGACCACAGCAUUGUCAGUAAGUUCCUCUUCUAUUACCAAAAGUCAAGAUUUGCAGCUGUUGCCACAUCUGAAGAAAAAUGUAAAAUAACUGAGGCUGUUGUUCAGAUGCUUCACACUUUAGAACCAGCCCUUGUUUCCUUCAAGAGUUUAUUUGGAUUGCUUCGAAUUGCUUUGAAUGUGAACAAAAGCAAAUGCUGCAGGAACCUGUUGGAGACUCUGAUUGGUUCACAGUUAGAUCAAGCAACAUUGGAUAAUCUGCUAAUUCCGUCUCCAGCCGGAACAAAGUACCUUUAUGAUGUGAAUCUGGUGCUGAGGUUAGUGAAAUCAUUUAUCGGCAAAGGGGCAUGUUGUUUGCCACUGACUCGAUUGAGAAAAGUUGCUACACUGAUGGAUCUGUAUGUAGCAGAAGUAGCCCCAGAUCCUUGUCUAAAAUCAUCCAAGUUCUUGGCUCUAAUUAAAGCCCUGCCAGAUUCAACAAGAAUGUCAUAUGAUGGCAUUUACAGUGCAAUUGAUAUUUAUCUAGAGGUUCAUUCAGGGUUGUCUGAAGAAGAAAAGUUGACUGUAUGUAGUGGACUAAAUUACGAGAAGCUAUCAUCAGAAGCUUGUAGCCAUCUCACGAAGAACAAUAGGUUCCCAUCAAGAUCAGCAGUGCAAGCUCUUAUCUCUCAGAAAUGCAAACUCAAAAGCCUGCUUCAUGAGACCAACAGGCCAUGUUCUUUCACUGAAUCACCUUCUAGCUUGGUGGAAACAAAGGGGAAGGCGAAAAAGGAUGAAUCUUGUCAACAAAUUGUGCUUUAUGCUGGGAAGCUUGACAUUUCAACUGAGAACGAAAGGCUCAGAGCACAUUUGCAGGGCAUGCAAUGGAGAGUGUUAGAAUUGGAAAAAGUUUGCAGGAAGAUGCAAAUUCAAAUGGCAAAGAUGAUGAGAUCAAAGUUAUCUGCCCAAAGCAAUGCUAAAUCUUUACCCAGGCUAUGUUCUUGAUUAAGAUUUGUCAAUGAGAUUCAAUUUUUCAUUCCUUUUACCAUUGCUUGUCUCUGUACAUAGCAUGAGGAAUAGUCACCAUGGGGACUACCAAAAGUUUGUUUUCUGCAUCAUAAAGUUAAGCUGCUGCCUUACAGAGAAUAAAUUUCUUGGCUGUACAUAAACCACAAAGAUGAAAAACAGAAAAAAGCUGUGUUGUACAUUCUUGCAGAAACUGUUUAUUCUCUGUAAUUUGUGUAUAACAGACCUAAGGUUUGGUCACUUUCAACAUCAUUCUCAUAUGGAGACAAUGCAUGAUGCUCGAGGCAAUUGGGAUGCA
This is a messenger RNA of Coffea eugenioides, 2231 nucleotides long. RefSeq names its product BTB/POZ domain-containing protein At3g22104. The transcript is spliced from 3 exons. The coding region runs from base 278 to 1912 and encodes 544 amino acids. The record is from RefSeq and is a predicted model, not a curated record. NCBI's taxonomy places the organism in Eukaryota, Viridiplantae, Streptophyta, Magnoliopsida, Gentianales, Rubiaceae. Gene Ontology annotation, molecular function: protein binding.